CGCGCGCGGGGAGCGCCCCGGCAGCGCUCCCGACACCCAUCCUCGGCGUCCCCCGCAUCCCCCCGCCCGGCCCCGCCGCGAUGUUCUCCAGGAAGGGCCACGCCGACGUCAGGAAAUCCACGCAGAAGGCGCUGGACCCGAAGCGGGACGUGCUGACCCGGCUGAAGCACCUCCGCGCGCUGCUGGAUAUUGUGGAUGGAAGUGACCUGAAGCAAUUUUUUGACAAUAAUUAUUCUCAAAUUUAUUUUAUAUUCUAUGAAAACUUCAUAACACUGGAAAAUAGCUUGAAACAAAAAGGGAAUAAAUCACAAAGGGAGGAGCUGGACUCCAUCCUCUUUCUUUUUGAAAAAAUAUUGCAGCUACUGCCUGAGAGGAUUUUUUAUCGAUGGCAUUUUCGCAGUAUAGGGUCGAUUCUGAAGAAACUUUUGCACACUGGAAAUUCUCUCAAGAUCAGAUGUGAAGGAAUCCGGCUGUUCCUGCUCUGGCUCCAAGCCCUCCAGACAAACUGCGGGGAGGAGCAGAUCCUGCUGUUCGCCUGCCUCGUGCCCGGCUUCCCCCCGCUGGCGUCCUCGCGGGGGCCCUGCACCCUGGAGAGCCUCAUCAGCCCCCCGGCCCCGCCCGACGCUAAGGUUUUUCCAGAGGAAAUAACCCCGCUUUUGCCAGCUGUCUCUGGAGAGAAAAUUGCUGAAGACCAAACCUGCUAUUUUCUUCAGCUCCUGUUAAAAUAUAUGGUAAUUCAGGCUGCAAGCUUGGAGUGGAAAAACAAGGAGAACCAAGACACUGGGUUUAAGUUUCUCUUUACCUUGUUUAGAAAAUACUAUCUUCCUCACUUGUUUCCAUCUUUUACAAAGCUAACCAACCUCUACAAACCUGUGCUUGAUAUUCCUGAUAUCAGGCCGAGGCCAGUGUAUGUCACUGCAACACGCAACAAUGAAAGUGUCUAUAGCACGAAAAUCCCGUACAUGGCAGCUCGAGUUGUUUUUAUUAAGUGGCUUGUUACCUUCUUCCUUGAAAAGAAAUAUUUAACUGCUGUUCAGAACACGAAAAAUGGAGGAGAAGUGCUCCCUAAAAUUAUUCAGACGGUGGGGGUGAGCCAGGACAAGGCGGUGGAGCCCGAGGGCGGCGCGGCGCAGGAGCAGGACGGGAGCCACUCCAACAGCAGCACCUUGUCCGACAGGAGGCUCAGCAACUCCAGCCUGUGCAGCAUCGACGAGCAGCACCGCGGCGUCUACGAGAUGGUGCAGAGGAUCCUCCUGUCCACCCGCGGCUACGUCAACUUCGUCAACGAGGUGUUCCGACAGGCUUUUUUGUUGCCGCCUUGUGAUGUCUCCGCAACACGGAAGGUGGUGAAGGUGUAUCAGAAGUGGAUACUGCAGGAGAAGCCAGUGUUCAUGGAGGAGCCAGACAAGAAGGAGGACAGCCAGGAUGCUGUUGUCCAGCUGGAAGACUCCUCAGUGCAAACAGACGGUAAACAUCUUUCCUCAGAGCACUCCGGGCACAAGCGCUCCUCCAGCUGGGGCAGGACGUACUCUUUCACCAGCGCUGUCAGCAGGGGAUGUGUGCUGGAAGAUGAGGACAGAGAUGUUAAAGCUGGAGCCCAGGCUGCCUUACAGGUGUUCCUGACAAACUCGGCGAAUGUUUUCCUGCUGGAGCCGUGCACUGAGGUCCCGGUGCUGCUGAAGGAGCAAGUGGAUGCUUGCAAAGCUGUUCUCGGUAUCUUCCGGCGCAUGAUAAUGGAGCUGUCAAUGAAUAAGAAGACAUGGGAACAGAUGCUCCAGAUACUCCUCAGAAUAACAGAAGCUGUGAUGCAGAAGCCAAAAGAAAACCAGACAAAGGACACAUUUGCCCAGAGCAUGGCUGGGUUGCUGUUCCGAACCCUGAUUGUGGCUUGGAUCCGAGCGAACCUGAGCGUUUACAUCUCUCGGGAGCUGUGGGAUGAGCUGCUCAGCGUUCUGUCCUCCCUGACGGACUGGGAGGAGCUCAUCAACGAGUGGGCCAACAUCAUGGACUCGCUGACAGCAGUGCUGGCCAGGACCGUGUACGGCGUGGAAAUGACCAACUUGCCCUUGGACAAGCUCAGUGAGCAGAAGGAAAAAAAGCAGAGGGGAAAAGGUGGCAUUUUAGAGCCUCAGAAGACAGCAGUGGUGGGAAGAUCUUUUUCAUUAAGCUGGAAGAGUCAUCCUGAAGUUGUGGAGCCGAUGAGAUUCAGAAGCGCUACAACCUCUGGGGCCCCGGGAGUUGAGAAAGCCCGAAAUAUUGUUCGUCAGAGAGCGACAGCUAAGCGAAGCCAGUCUAUCAGCAACUGUGUCCAUCUUUAUGAGGCUUUGCCAGCUACUAAAAGUGUACCUCUUCUGCUUCACACUGUGAGCUCUCUCUUCCCUGGUAUCUCUUACACUUCUUGCUCUCACAGACUGUCAGAAGUUGAAGAAUCUCAACAGCUGGAAAAUUCAGAAGCAACAGAAGCUGUGGGCCCAUUUGCAGACCAGGAGCAGCAGCUGACUCGCAGUAGCAGCACCUCAGAUAUUGCAGAUCAGAUUCCAUCUGAUUUUUUUCAAGGUAAAAAGGCUGGGAGUUCUCGUAAUUCAACUUCAGACUCCAAAUCAGUUCAGGAAAAUAAGGGACAUGCAAAGAAGGAGGAUGAAGCUGAGCAAGUGCUACUGCGAAGGAGCAGCAGUACAGCUGAGUUAGAUCUGAAAGCAGACUUUCAACCUUCCCAUGGGAUUUACAGGGAGAGAGAAAAAAGUGAGAGCGUGAGCAGCGACGCGUCCCUGGGCGGUGCCGACGUGGACAUCGCGCUGCUGCCCUGGCAGGUGGCCGAGGAUGAUCCCGAUCCUGGAGCAGCCACAGAGGUGUGUGUGGAUCCCACUGCCCCGCGCUGGCUGCAGCUCAGCCCCUCAGAGCCCGCCAACCUCACAGACAGUAGUGAAUUCCUUGCUGAUGACUGCAGCAUAAUUGCUGGUGGAAGCCUUAUUGGUUGGCAUCCUGAUUCUGCUGCUGUGUUAUGGAGGAGGAUCUUGGGAAUUCUUGGAGAUGUGAACAAGAUACAGUCACCUAAAAUCCACGCAAAAGUUUUUGGGUACCUUUAUGAGCUCUGGUAUAAACUUGCAAAGAUAAGGGACAACCUUGCUAUCAGUGUGGACAAUCAGUCCACUCCCUCUCCUCCCAUCCUGAUCCCUCCUCUCAGGAUAUUUGCAUCGUGGCUGUUCAAGGCAGCCACGCUGCCCAGCGAGUACAAGGAGGGCAAGCUGCAGGCGUUCCGGCUGCUCUGUGCCAUGAUGACCCGGCGCCAGGACGUGCUGCCCAACUCCGACUUCCUCGUCCACUUCUACUUCGUGAUGCGCCUCGGCUUGACAAGUGAGGACCAGGAUAUCCUGAACACUGUCAUAAAGCACUGCCCACCCUGGUUUUUCUUCCUGGGCUUGCCUGGGUUCACGAUGCUGAUCGGGGACUUUGUGGGGGCAGCAGCGAGGGUGCUGCGUGCGGACACGCUGGAGGCUCCCCGUUCUGAAGCUCACACCAUCCUUGGUGCUCUCGUGUGCUUUCCCAAUACCUACCGGGAAAUCCCACGCUUGGGGCCCAUUUCAGAAGCCAGUGAGAUCAGCACAGGAACUGCAGAUGUGAAGUAUUGCCUCAUAAAUAUUUUAUUGAAGAAUGCUACAGAGGAGCCAAGUGAAGCUGCAAGGUGCAUAGCCAUCUGUGGCCUGGGAGUCUGGAUAUGUGAGGAGCUCACGCAGUGCACGAACCAUCCCCACGUGAAGAAGGCCAUCAAUGUCAUAGGUGUGACACUGAAGUUUUCCAAUAAGCCAGUUGCUCAGGUAGCCUGUGAUGUUCUUCAGCUGCUGGUGUCUUACUGGCAAAAGCUUCAAGAGUACGAAUCCUCCCUGUGCCGGAAAAUCACUGAGAUCCUCGUGGCCACCAUUGCGUUCCUGUUGCCGAGUGCCGAGUACUCCUCCGUGGAAGCGGAUAAGAAGUUCAUAGUUUCGCUGCUGCUCUGCCUGCUGGACUGGUGCAUGGCACUGCCCAUGAAAAUGCUGCUGGAGCCCGCGUCUGCUGGGGCCGUGGAAGAUCAGCAUGCAUCCAGAGCCCCCUUACUGGACUACAUUUACAGAGUCCUGCACUGCUGUGUGAACGGCUCCAGCACGUACACGCAGCAAAGCCACUACGUGCUGAGCCUGGCCGACCUCUCCUCCUGUGACUACGACCCGUUUCUGCCACUGGGCAACGUCAGGAGCUCGGAGCCAGCCCAGUGCCAGUCCUCCACGGAUUUGGGCAACCUGCUCACCGUUGCUGAGGAGAAAAGGAGGAGGAAUUUAGAAUUGAUACCUCUGACAGCGCGGAUGGUGAUGACUCACCUGGUGAAUCACCUGAGCCACUACCCGCUCAGUGGAGGCCCUGCCAUUCUGCACAGCCUCCUCAGCGAGAACCACGACAACUCCUACGUGGAGUCCUCUGAGCUGUCCUCGGAAGUCUUCCGGAGUCCCAACCUGCAGCUCUUUGUGUUCAAUGACAGCACUCUCAUAUCUUACCUCCAAAUCCCUGCAGAGAAAAGGGCGGGUGCUGAGCCGGCAGCAGCCCCCUCGGACGUCAGGGUGAUCGUCAGGGAUAUCUCAGGGAAGUACUCUUGGGACGGCCGGAUACUGUACGGCCCUUUGGAGGGCUGCCUUCCACAGCAGAGCGCCACCAACACCUUCGUCAUCUCCAGCAACCCCGAGCACCUCUUCGCUUCCCAGAACGACCUUUCCCAGGCGGAGGAAGGAGAGGACGCUCUGGACCAGUUGCUGGAGAAGAUUGGUGCCACCAGCCCCGAGUGCCUUCUGCACCCCCAGCGCAGGCUGAACGAGCCGGCACCGCCGCCCUGCGGGAUGAGCUGCGAGCAGGAGCGGGCCAUCAUGGAGGCCCUGAUGAGGCAGAGCGCCCAGGAAAGGGAGUUCAUCCUGAAAUGCAGCUCAGACUGCAGCAUGAAAGUGGCCCGCCAGGAACCACCACGUCCUGCUGAGCCUCAAGCCUCCUUUUAUUUCUGUCGACUGUUGCUGAACGACUUGGGAAUGAACUCCUGGGACAGAAGAAAAAGCUUUCACUUGCUUAAGAAAAAUUCAAAAUUGCUGCGAGAACUGAAAAAUCUGGAUUCCCGCCAAUGCCGGGAAACUCACAAGAUCGCCGUGUUCUACAUCGCCGAGGGACAGGAGGACAAGUGCUCCAUCCUGGCCAACGCCAGGGGAAGCCAGGCAUAUGAGGAUUUUGUAGCAGGACUGGGCUGGGAGGUGGAUCUUUCCACGCACGGGGGUUUUAUGGGCGGUCUGCAGCGCAACGGCAGCACAGGACAGACCGCUCCCUACUACGCUACCUCCACCGUGGAGAUCAUUUUCCACGUGUCCACCAGGAUGCCGUCAGAUUCGGACGAUUCACUGACCAAAAAGCUUCGUCACUUGGGAAAUGACGAGGUUCACAUCGUCUGGUCUGAGCACACCCGCAACUACCGCCGGGGCAUCAUCCCCACGGACUUUGGGGAUGUUCUCAUCGUCAUUUACCCCAUGAAGAAUCACAUGUUUUUCAUAGAGAUCAUGAAGAAACCAGAGGUGCCGUUUUUCGGUCCUCUCUUCGAUGGAGCGAUCGUGACCGCGAAGCUGCUGCCAAGCCUGAUCUGUGCCACGUGCAUCAACGCCAGCAGAGCCGUCAAGUCCCUCAUCCCACUCUACCAGAGCUUCUACGAGGAGAGAGCUCUGUACCUCGAAGCCAUCAUCCAGAACCACAAAGAGGUGAUGACGUUUGAGGAUUUUGCCGCUCAGGUCUUUUCUCCCUCUCCCAGCUACUCCCUCGGUGGAACUGGUGAGUCUCUGCACGUUAUUCUUCUCUGUAGCCCCAAGAAGCACUUGAGCAGCAGAUGUACACCUGUUUUUUGUAGAUAAAUGCUUGCAAAUUUAAGAAGACCGUUCUUCCCCUGAAUCAACUAAUGAAUAUCAAAAGGAAUGAUGACAUUCAUUUUAAUUUGUUUUGCAUCAGAGCUAUUCAGUCUGCUCCUUUCUUCAGCUAUCCUGUUAACCCCCGACUCCGGCGAGGUUAAUGAACUUUCUCGCAGUGAUGGGCUCCGGCUCAUUCAGGACUCCGGGUUCUUGCUGAGCUGGGAAUAUGUUGUUCAAAAGCGAGGCCUGAAUUGGGGCUCACUUAUCAAAAAUAGUUCCUCGCAGGGGAAGCUGCUGCUAAUGCUAAAUGGGGAUUAUGCUGCUGAGCUACCAGGGUCAGGGAUUAAUGCACAAGAACCGCAGGAACGGGGUGCUGUUAGGGAAUCACAGCGGCGGGCGGGACGCGGGCGCUUCCCUUCAAUGCAGACAAGCACAUUGCAGGCUGCCCUCCAGCACCUGGCCUGGAGCCUCUUUGGGGGCUGUAAUGGAUGUGUGCAUGUAUGUGGGGGGUGGGGGUGUGCAUGUGUACACACACAUCAGUGCUCAUCAUUCAUCAGCCCUCCUGAGAGGUGGCAAUGCAGUGCCAAAGCCCGGGCGGGCGUUUAUUCCUCCUGCCCUGUGGACAUUUAGGUUACUGUGUGGUCAGUGAGGUACAAAUCGCUGCCUGGCUGGUUCCGUUGAGUUUAAGUGAACCUCUUCUGAAAGGGAUCUUUUGCUCUGAAAAGCAGAUUUCUAGUGCUCUCAAGAUGUGUUUUUUCCAGCCUCCAGAAAGUGUCUCGUCGCUGUGUGCUGGACUCUCUAACAAAGAUUCCUUAAUCCAUUGUUGACACUCAUAGGGUGACACUGGCACUUUCUAAUCAUUCUCUUUUGGAUUGCUGAAUAGAUUAUUUCCAACCUGUACAAACGUUGCAGGACAUCUGCUCUAUUUCUCUUUAGCCCGACUUGUUAGCAGAUAUCUUCCAUCUAAACUGAAACAUUGAAGGAAGAAAUUAAAUUUGCUAGAAUAAAUCACUUAGGAAUAAAACCAGCCGUGCAGCAUUGUCUAGCGUUCCUGGCUCCGAUCCUGGCGCGCUCGGAGCUUUGUGAGGAGAUAAGAGGCCUGUGCGGGCCGGGCAGUGGUGGCCAGGAGCAGCAGGCAGAAGGCUUUGGAGAUAAGCGCUGGCAGGAGGGGAGGCGGUCGGGGCCAUUUACAUAAUCGCGCCUCUGCGUCCUGGAGAGGCGUCAGGGAACACGGGAUGGAUCUAUUGAUCUCUGCUGAACUGGAAUACUAAACAACGCUAGGAAAGCUUAUAACUUAAAGCUUUGAUUAAUGUUUCCUACAUUAAAAAGUAGAACAGCUGUGCAUUAAAUUCUUUUAUACACUCUGCCAAAAGUCUUAGACAAAAAAAUCGCCCGUUUCAAUAGGAGUGCAGCACGUGCCCAGGGUUGGUCGUUAGCAUUUGAAUCGUUUAUCUGCUGACAUAUCAGCAAAUAGAAAUGUAGAUAUAUUGAUCUAUUUUAAAUGUUUUGCUCUGUACAUAGCUGUGCCUCGUUCUCGUGGUUUUUAGAGCACGCAGUGAUCUGGUUGUGUACAAAUGUGGUCCGACAGGGCAGAUCCCUUGGCAGUGCUGCUCUUGGAAGGCUGGGAUAUGCUGGGAUAUGCCAAACCUGGUUAAAGUGUUUCCCAAUAGCUGAGGUUUACAGAACACUGUUAAAUCAUGAGUACCCUGGAUGUGGUUUUAUAAUUUCAUUAUUUUAAUUGCUUUUAAUUGUAAAACCUGCCCCAGUCAGGUCCCAGUUUUUGGACUUCUGAGCCUCAGAAUUAAUUUUUCACUCAUGAACUGGAGGCUGGCCAUGACUUCUGGUGUCAGAAUUGUCUGCUUCAGAGAAUCUCCUCAUGUUACCUACUGAUACACCUGCACAUGUAGUCAGUGAUGAGCAAGGACAGUGUGAGCCGUGGCCAUUGGGAUGUGUUUUCCAUCAGAUGCUCCCUGGCAGCUCGGGAGCUGUUCCCCAGCAUGCAGCCUGUGCCAUAGGCAGGCAGUCCUGCUCCAGGCAUAGACCCCCCUGUCUUACACCUGCAGGAAU
Empidonax traillii (willow flycatcher) is the source of this 7967-nucleotide messenger RNA. RefSeq names its product Ral GTPase activating protein catalytic alpha subunit 2 (gene RALGAPA2). The coding region runs from base 81 to 5906 and encodes 1941 amino acids. Gene Ontology annotation, molecular function: GTPase activator activity. The record is from RefSeq and is a predicted model, not a curated record. The transcript has 39 exons. Gene Ontology annotation, cellular component: cytoplasm; nucleus. Lineage: Eukaryota; Metazoa; Chordata; Aves; Passeriformes; Tyrannidae. Gene Ontology annotation, biological process: positive regulation of GTPase activity; regulation of small GTPase mediated signal transduction.